UGCAGUAACGUAGGUGGGGGCGUGUCCGUGUGCAGGUUGCUGGAUGGACGCUCACGAGCUGCCUUGAUGCAAACAUCCCAUUUUGCAGUAACCGGUAAGAAGCUAAACAGGACUACAGAUUUGCACUCUUCGUGUUUGCGGAAAGCCUUCAGUUCGUUCACAGGAGCACAAUAAUGAGACCAAACAGUCAAGCACUCAAACACAAACUGUCACAUGACUCAGAGAGGGAAUUUGGAGGAACCCUGGGUGCCGUGUGCAUUCCCAUCUUUCUUCCGUUAACGGUGCUGUUCCUGAUCUGUUUGAGCCGAUCUCCUGAGGCCAGUUUGUUCCAAUGGCCGCCCCCCCUCCCUUCAGCUGACCAGCUGUGGGACCCGCUGGCCCCCGUGCUUCUUCUUGGGUGGUUUGCUUUGCAUGCAGUCAUCUAUUUGAUGCCAUUAGGAAAGGUGUCUGAGGGGCUGGUGCUCAGAGAUGGAACACGCCUCAAGUAUCCCAUAAAUGGUUUUCAUGGCCUGUGCAUCAGCGGUGUGUUCCUGAUGUUGUUACUGGGGCUCGGGGCUCCUCUGGGGUAUCUGUUUGAGCUGCUGUUGCCUUUGGCAGUAUGUGCAAUAGCAGUGUCGUUCCUGUUCUCCAUCUACCUCUACAUCCGCUCCUUCUGGGCUCCUUCCCAUGCGCUUGCUUUGGGGGGAAACACAGGAAACCCGCUCUAUGACUUCUUCAUCGGGCGGGAGCUAAACCCCCGGAUUGGAGAUUUUGACCUGAAAUAUUUCUGCGAGCUCAGACCGGGUCUGAUUGGCUGGGUGGUCAUUAACCUCGGCAUGCUGAUGAAGGAGGUGGAGCUCCGAGGAUCCCCCUCCCUUGCCAUGAUUCUGGUCAACAGUUUCCAGCUGCUGUACGUGGCGGACGCUCUGUGGAAUGAGGAGGCUGUCCUGACCACCAUGGACAUUGUGCACGAUGGUUUUGGUUUCAUGCUGGUCUUCGGUGAUCUGGCCUGGGUUCCAUUCACGUACGGCCUGCAGGCAGCCUUCCUGGUUGUGCACCCCCAGACCCUAAGUUCACUCAAGGCUGCAGCCAUAAUAGCACUGAAUGGUAUUGGAUAUUACAUUUUCAGACAAUCCAACUCACAGAAGAAUCAGUUCAGGCGGGACCCCACUCAUCCAAGUGUCACUAGACUGGAGACCAUUGCCACAGCAACAGGGAAGCGGCUGCUGGUGUCCGGCUGGUGGGGUCUCGUUCGUCAUCCCAAUUACCUUGGGGACCUCCUCAUGGCCCUUGCCUGGUCCCUUCCGUGUGGAUUCUCACAUCUUCUGCCUUAUUUCUACGUCAUAUACUUCACUGUUUUACUGAUUCACCGAGAGGCCCGUGAUGAAAGACAGUGUAGAGCCAAAUACGGGCUGGCUUGGGACACAUACUGCCGACGUGUGCCUUACAGGAUUUUCCCUUAUAUAUACUAAGAAGAAAAGAAGAUGUGGAGGAGAGGGAUCUGAACUGCCGUACAACUUAUUGAACACAAACCUAGCAAUAAUUUCAUGUAAAUCUAUUUUCAGUGAAACAAAGAUGACUAGCGUCUGCGCUCCACAUCUCUUUGGAAAAACAAAUAUGACUUAAAUACUGAUUGGACGGCAGAAACAAAUCCAUAAAUAUCAGUGCCUUUGUUCAAAGAAAGUCUGCGUAAAAGCGUUUUUUACAGUGUCUUGUUUUGUUGUUGUUGUUGUUGUUGUUGUUUGUUUUUUAAAAUGUAGUGCCACAGUAAACUACAUUGGAAAUAAACAACUACAAAACACCAAGUAUUCGA
This is a messenger RNA of Haplochromis burtoni (Burton's mouthbrooder), 1792 nucleotides long. RefSeq names its product transmembrane 7 superfamily member 2 (gene tm7sf2). The coding region runs from base 174 to 1451 and encodes 425 amino acids. NCBI's taxonomy places the organism in Eukaryota, Metazoa, Chordata, Actinopteri, Cichliformes, Cichlidae. Gene Ontology annotation, cellular component: endoplasmic reticulum membrane; nuclear inner membrane. Gene Ontology annotation, molecular function: oxidoreductase activity, acting on the CH-CH group of donors, NAD or NADP as acceptor. The transcript is spliced from 11 exons. Gene Ontology annotation, biological process: sterol biosynthetic process. The record is from RefSeq and is a predicted model, not a curated record.